UUAUUUUUUAUAUAAAUGUCAUUUUAAUUAUGUUUUUUGCCAAGUUAAUACGUGAUUAUUGAUCUGAAAGGAAUUUUAUACUCACAAAUUUAAACUGAUUUACCCGUAGAGUGUGUCAUUAAUUACAUCUAAGUUAUCUGUAUCUAUACUACAAAUUACAAGUGGCAUAAAAAAUAUUAAUAAAAACAUGGGCACUUACCUGAAACACAUACACGUACUUGAAAGUUGUUGGAAAAUUGUAAAAGAUAAUAUAACUUUUGUAAGGAUUCAUGGAUCUACAGUACAAGAGAUAGCGCAUGAUGUAGAUCUGACCAAUAAGACAUGUCUUAUCACUGGAGCAAACAGUGGUAUAGGGUUGGAGAUGACCAAAUGUCUAAAUUGUAAUGGUUGUAACGUGCUAAUGGCGUGUCGAAACAGUUAUGCAGCAAGCAGUGUCAUGAAGUAUCUCGUAGAGAAGAAUGGCCUGCUGCGAUUUUACGAAAUCAACCUGGCUUCACUUAAGUCAGUUAAGAAUUGCAGUGUUGAAAUACUGGAAAAUGAAAAGAAAAUUGAUAUCGUACUUUUAAAUGCUGGAGUAUUCGGUUUGCCGUGGACUCUAACAGAAGACGGACUAGAAACAACAUUUCAAGUCAACUACCUCAGUCAGAUCUACUUGUUAAUGAAUAUUGAAAAACUGCUUACGUCUGAUGCAAGGGUAGUGUUUGUGACAUCGGAAUCACAUCGUAAUGUAAAUUGGACUGUACAUAAUUCGUUGGCGCCGACUGAAGAUCUCAUUUCACUUCCGAAAAACCAGUAUACUUCUGUAAAAGCGUACAACAUAUCUAAGCUAUGUGGUAUUCUGGCAAUGCAUUAUUUGGGCUAUCGAUGGUUGAACACUGGCAAAGCAGUGUUCUGUGCACAUCCUGGCUCUUUUGUUAGGACUAGACUAUGUCGCAACUGGUGGACCUAUGAAGCGCUUUAUAUGUUAAUGAAGCCCUUUUCCAAAUCUGUUAGUCAAGCUGCUAGCACCCCAAUUUAUUGUGCUACUUCACCAGAACUGAAAGGUUUGUCCGCACUAUAUUACAAAGACUGUGAACGGUGCGAAGAAAGUGAUCUAGCGAAAGAUCUCCACCUUUCCUUCAGAAUGCAUGAUCUAACACAGGAUAUGUUACGAGAACGAGUCAAGUCAAUAGAUGAUUCGUUUAAUAUGCAACGCAAAUCUGCCAACUUUGCAAGAGAAUUAAAGGAAGUUGAUAAUAAUGUUAUUUCAAACUACACAGGUUAAUUGUACCUACUCAAUAGAUAACUUAUAUUAGAAUGAUGUCUCUUUAAUCUUGUCAAUGUUCUUGAUAUCUAUAUUGAUUUCUGGAAUAAAAUGAAACUAUUU
This is a messenger RNA of Achroia grisella, 1366 nucleotides long. RefSeq names its product WW domain-containing oxidoreductase-like. Lineage: Eukaryota; Metazoa; Arthropoda; Insecta; Lepidoptera; Pyralidae. The coding region runs from base 188 to 1264 and encodes 358 amino acids. The record is from RefSeq and is a predicted model, not a curated record. The transcript has 6 exons.